Messenger RNA from Mesocricetus auratus (golden hamster), 4881 nucleotides. It is a transcript of the gene Ankrd34c, whose product is annotated as ankyrin repeat domain 34C. Lineage: Eukaryota; Metazoa; Chordata; Mammalia; Rodentia; Cricetidae. The coding region runs from base 481 to 2085 and encodes 534 amino acids. The record is from RefSeq and is a predicted model, not a curated record. Gene Ontology annotation, molecular function: protein binding. The transcript has 2 exons.
UUCUCCGUUUGCUGCUGGAGAGCCGUUUUCCGGCACCAGCGGGCAGCAGUGUCUUGUCAGCCAGUAAAACUAGCAGAAGCCAAGCUGCAGGACUGGGCUGCGCAGGAGCUCUGCGGCCAGCAGCUCCAAGCCGGGGGAGCGUUCUCGCGUUUCUUUAACACUUCUUUCUCUUAUUAAAUGCCCCUCUCCCCUUGGCUGCCACAACUUGGAAGAGCAGAGAGAGUGAUUCGAUUAAUUGACGCAGAGGUUUCAUGGCCCUUAAAGAAGUUCUGAGUAAGUCUGCAUUCAAUGGCAUCCACGAAGACAGGGCUAGCCUAGCUUCUGGCCCUGCUUCAGACAGGCAGAGCUCUCUGACAGCCAAGCUGAAGCUGCAGGUGCUGUGGAAGUGAUGGCACUGUCCAAGUCCUGGAUCAAGGUAGCGUGGCUCGGUAAGCAGGUCUGAUUGCCCCUGUGGCUCAGAGGUCCUAAAUUGUAGCCACCAUGAUGGAUGAUGACACUGAGUUGAGGACUGAUGGAAACUCUCUCUUAAAGGCUGUCUGGUUAGGGAGACUCCGGCUGACCAGGCUCCUCUUGGAAGGGGGGGCUUAUAUCAAUGAGAGCAAUGACAAAGGUGAAACAGCUCUCAUGGUGGCAUGCAUUACCAAACAUGUGGACCAGCAAAGCAUUAGCAAGUCUAAGAUGGUGAAGUAUCUGUUGGACAAUAGGGCAGACCCCAAUAUCCAGGAUAAGUCUGGCAAGACUGCACUCAUCCAUGCUUGCAUCAGAAGAGCUGGGGUAGAAGUUGUGUCCUUACUGCUUGAGAAUGGAGCAGACCCCAGUCUUGAGGAUCGCACUGGGGCUUCAGCUCUGGUUUAUGCAAUAAAUGCAGAUGACAAGGAUGCAUUGAAGCAUCUCCUUGAUGCCUGCAAGGCCAAAGGUAAGGAAGUGAUUAUUAUAACAACAGACAAAUCAUCUUCAGGCACAAAAACCACCAAGCAGUAUCUCAAUGUCCCUCCAUCACCCAAAGUGGAAGAUAGACAGUCACCACCACUGUGUGCAUCUCCUUCUGACAUUGACCUGAAGGCUCCGAGUCUGGGUUCUCCACCCAGUGAGAAGGAUGAUGAUUUCUUCAUCCUCCAAUCAGGACACCAAAGUGGCUGUAGUACUUCUAAGGCCCUUAAUGAGCCUGGAUCACCCACUAGAAAAGUGUCUAGCCUUAAAAGAGCCCGUUUGCCCCAACUGAAGAGGCUCCAGUCUGAACCCUGGGGCUUGAUUGCUCCCUCUGUGCUGGCAGCCUCCACACGCCAGGAGGAAACCCACAGCACAAGCACAGACAAUGAGGUCAUCAGGAGCAUCAAUGACAUCUCUUUCCCUAAGAGGGGUCCCCUCUCCAGAGCCAAUAGCAUUGACAGUAAAGACUCCACACUCUUCCCUACCGUCCAGGAACAAGUUCUGAAGGUUCCAGCUUCAGCACCAGCUACCUGGAAAGCAGCUUAUGAGAAAGGUCAGAACCCCCACCCACGCCUGACCAGGAGAGGAACACUUCCUGUUGACCAGGAAAAGGCUGGGAUGUGUCCACCAGGACCAUCAGCUCUGAAAGACCCAACAUCUCUCAAGUUGUUGGAAAAUGAUCUCUAUGACCUAGAUGUACAGCCAGGGGCUGACCCACUGAACUCUAUAUCCCUUGAGUCUGGCAAAGGACCUUUAGAUAGAAAGAAGCUCAACAGCUCUCACUUGUCCCUUUUCCAUGGCUCUCGGGAGUGCCUGGAUGCUGUACCCAGCACAUCUCCCAGUUCAGUGCGUCGUAGGCCCCCUCAUCUUCUAGAAAGAAGAGGUUCAGGAACUCUCUUACUAGACCGCAUUGCUCACACGAGGCCUGGCUUUCUUCCCCCUUUAAAUGUGAAUUCAAACCCACCUAUCCCAGAUAUCAGAGCCAGUAGCAAAUCAACUGCCCCACUUGCUGGUGGCUUAAAAUCUAUGGUUCCCAUUGCUCCAAAUUCACCAAAGAGAGUUGACUUGAGAAGUAAAAAGAAACUUCUUCGAAGGCACUCUAUGCAGAUUGAACAGAUGAAGCAGCUGUCUGACUUUGAAGAAAUCAUGACCUAGAACCCCUUAGAAACAGUUUCUCCACUCCUAAUCUAUAGAAUAAGGAAGAAACCAAAUCUAGAACAACAUAGUCACACAACCCCUCUUCAUCCCAAUCAUGGUGUGUGGUAACCUCAGAAAACACGAUGAUAGGCAUAGCUUCACUUCCGAGGCAAACCCAGGGGUUAUUUCAGAGUGCCGUUUCUGAGAUAACCCCUGGGUGUUGCUGCUGCUGCUCCCGUUGCUGUUUCACACACCAAAAAGAGCUCAGGAUAAUUGGAUUGUGGAGAUGAAGGUACAGGAAGAAAAAAAAGUCUCCAAAGGAAACACACCUUUGCAGUUGGGAAAUAGCUACACAAGUGUAAUGUUUGGUAUUUUCUGCCAGGAAAGCAGUGAACAUGAAUUUAAAACACGAGCUUGUAUUCAGAGUAUAUCAUUUGUAGUCUAUAAAGUGCCUGAAAAGAAAACAAAGCUUUCAUAUUUUUCUGGAAUGUGGAAAAGCUCAAAAACACCCCCUAACUACUGCAGGUGAGUGCCUGAGUUCUACAUGGUGAAGGAAAAGCAGUGUUCUCUCAGGCAAGAGGUUUUGACUCGUGAGUCUCAUCUCUUGCUGCACUGUGACCAUUGUUAAAAAUUAAAGGGGGCACUGAGAUUCCCUAUUAAUUUUUUUGUUCACAUGCUAAUCUGGAUGUGCUGUAAAUCCCAAAUACCAUAACUACACGGGUCUGCACUGACGCGCUACAGUAAGUAGUCAUUCAGAGACAAGCUUUCCUCUAGAAACGAAACCAGAGACACCACACAGGCUCCAUGUUGAAAUAGUGUGGAGCACCUCCUUUAAAAAAACCUAUAAUUAACUAAGUUGGACUCAAAGGUGAUGUAAUUGACCCAGCAGACCUUUACAAAUGCCUCCUGAUUAUCUUUAAGACAGUUGGGGAGAUUUGUGGAGAGCAUAAUGAUAAAUGACCAUAGGAUAUGUACAGAUUAAAUAGCACAGUGGGUGGCCUUCCAUCUGGAAGCAGCAGGAACCAUUUCAUUUUUUAAAGCCUGAACAUCUAAUGGGGUGAAAACCAUCAUUUCCUCUUCAAUGAUCUGAGUAAUUUGAGGGCAAUCUGGCUUCUUCUUUAUCUGCAUUAUCUAGGUGAUGGAGGAUUUAUAUAAAUCACUUCUACAAUUGUUCCAAGAUAUGAGAAAACCCACGGGGAAGAGGUGUAGCAAAUUUGGCAUAAGGUAGCUACAUUGUAAGUGAGGAGAUAGAGCCCUCAUUUUCCCCCAUUUAUUUGUCCUCUUAUGUAGGUUGAGGUGCAUUUGCUCGGUAGUUAAGAAAUGCAGGUGUCCCCAUGGAUGGCAUCAUGAAGAGGAGCAAUCAAGGCUCCAGGUAUGACAGAUUAGGGUUUUCAAGAGUCUGAUUUUAGGAGAGAAGUGAUGCUAGUUUGAGUCUCCCUUUCAUCAACUGUGCAAUGGUAUUCACAAUGUCUAUAAAGCUGUGCUAAGGAUGAAGUCAUACAGCAGACAGAAGCAUCAGAUUUUGUGUGGAGUGUGGGUACUGGUCAUUAGUUGACAGGUAGCUAAAGCUACUCUUAGGUUUUUUUGAGAUCCUGGAAGCCUCAAAAAUACCAGGCAGUAAGUGAUGCCCUAUACAAAACAGAGUCAAGUCUAGUUAAAAGAUUCAAGUGUCUCUAUGAGACCCUUAGUGAUUCUAUAAAUAUCAACUCCUAAAAACUCAUUUGUCACAUAAAACAAUUGCCAUGAAAGCUCUAUAUCUUACACCAUUUCUGUAAGAUCAUAUGAUAGAAAUUUAUUUACAUUUCUAUUCCAAAACAGUUGUCAGUAAUAUUUAUAAACAAAACAAAAUGCUUAUUUUUUUAAAUGAUUCCUUCAAGGCAAGAGCUUACUGGACCUCAGCACUUUUCACACUUGGGGCUGGUAACUGUUAUGGGGGCUAUUUCCUGGGCAUUGUGGAGUGAACAGAAACAUCUGUGGCACUACUCAGUAGAUGACACUGCAGAAGAAGAUUUCCUAGGCCUUUAGCUAAGAUUUGGAAGCCUAAAUUACCCUAAGUAGUAAUUGUGGUACAUUCAUAAUAGCUAGCUUAGGUGAAAUACCAAAUGAUAAAUUGCUCAUUCAGAGUAGUCAGACCAUUGCACAAAAAUGUAAGAUCAGAUAUUUUCAUGCUGGUGUCAGCCAUUGUGACCUUUCCAUCAGCCUUUCUCUAGGUAGCCAUUAGGACAGCAUCUUAUCUCAUCCUUUCCUGGCGAUGUAUUCGUCAAGUUAGAGUGUCCUAAGCUAGUGUAAUGACCAAAUUACUGCACCACUGGCCAUGCCUAAAUAAGCAUUGUUGUCCAUGUUAAUGAACUUCACAGAAAUGCUUUUCAAAAGACAUUUUAGAUUGAUACAUGCUUUCUAGUCAGGGGUUAUUAUUUCCCUUUGGAAAUCUAGUCACUCUACAAGUUAGCUUCAAACUAUGUUUUUAAUGAUUUAGCCACUAAAUGUCUAGAUUGUUUCUAAAUGUAAUUCAGAAAGUGAGCCUAAAGUUUAAAGUCUAGAACUUUGGAUUAAUUUCUGGACUUUCCAAAGCCUUUGUUUUUGUUUUUUAAAACUGUCAGUUCUCUUAGAAUUUUGUCCGCAAAUGGUACUGUGUACAUGAUUUGUGUGUGUUGGUGCUUCAGGUGUAGCCCCUGCCGCCUAACCUGGUUCUCUGCAGUGCUCUGUCUUAGUCUCAAGCAGAGGAUGUGUGCAAACAUGUACCCACGUCCAUGCGAGGUAACUAUUUAGCUGUUUCUAAGAUGUCAAUAAAAGAUGUACUACACUCCUUCCAUA